Messenger RNA from Myxocyprinus asiaticus (Chinese sucker), 2158 nucleotides. RefSeq names its product mitochondrial fission 1 protein-like. Gene Ontology annotation, molecular function: protein binding; structural molecule activity. Bases 100 to 1053 code for a protein of 317 amino acids. NCBI's taxonomy places the organism in Eukaryota, Metazoa, Chordata, Actinopteri, Cypriniformes, Catostomidae. Gene Ontology annotation, cellular component: plasma membrane; mitochondrial outer membrane; bicellular tight junction. The transcript has 9 exons. Gene Ontology annotation, biological process: cell adhesion; mitochondrial fragmentation involved in apoptotic process; mitochondrial fission. The record is from RefSeq and is a predicted model, not a curated record.
AAAAAAAUGGCUAAAUAAGGCGGAAUCGCGUCAUCACAGUCUCUGAAAAAGGUUCAACCACGGAGCUUCCGGUGUAAACACAUCACUGUUUCCGCUAUCAUGGAGGCUGUUGUUGGUGAGGUUGUCGCUCCAGAGGACUUGGAGAAAUUCGGGGAGAAAUACAAGGCAGAGUUGGCGAAGGGGUGUGUUUCUAAAGACACUCAGUUCGAGUAUGCGUGGUGUCUGAUUAGGAGCAAACACUCGGAGGACAUCAAGAAAGGAAUCGUGAUGCUCGAUGAGCUUAUUCAUAAGGGCACCAAGGAUGGCCAGCGGGAUUACCUGUUUUACCUUGCUGUUGCAAACUACAAACUCAAGGAGUAUGAGAGAGGUCUGAAAUAUAUCAGGAUUUUAUUGAAGAACGAACCUGGAAACUCUCAAGCUUUAGAUCUGGAAAAGCUCAUUGACAAAGCCAUGAAAAAAGAUGGUAGUGUCAUCACUACCUCCAACAUCUUUGAAAACCUCUGGAUGUCCUGUGCAGAUGAUUCCUCUGGUGUUUACAAUUGUUGGGAUUUUCAGUCCAUGUUCGCUCUACCAGGUUAUAUCCAAGCAUGCCGUGCGCUAAUGAUCACAUCUGUUGUGAUGGGCACUUUCGGACUGGUGGCGACUCUUGUGGGUAUGCAGUGUUCCAAAAUAGGAGGGGAGAAUUACGUCAUGAAGGAUCGGGUCACAGGAAUCGGAGGGGUCUUCUUCAUACUGCAAGGUCUGUGCACAAUGAUUGCAGUGUCUUGGUAUGCUUUCAGAAUCACUCAGGAAUUCUUUGACCCACUUUAUCUUGGAAUAAAGUAUGAAAUCGGAGAAGGCCUAUAUAUUGGUUGGAGUUCAGCCACACUGGCUUUAUGUGGCGGCAGCUGCCUACUGUGUUCCUGUAGACUGCAUGGCCCAGAAGAAAAAAAAUCAGAUCUUCAGAACUUCAGGACGUACUCCUACCAGCCUCAAUCCAAGAGUGCAGUUCAGACUGCCUCUGCAACAUCCCACGCCACUUCUAGCCAAUAUGGACGCAACGCAUAUGUGUAAGGAACAGACUGUUUACUGCAUAUGUGGGAUCAACCAAGUCAAGAUAUUACAGACUGUAACAAAACACAGAGACCACACAAUGCAAUGACUGUGUCAAAUGCAGUGAUUAAUAAUAUUAUAAUUAUAAUAAAGCCUGCUCUCUAGAAACUCCUUGUUACUAUUGUAAAUAGUCUAUAUGCUCUAAUGUAAUGUAAACACAGGCUGUAAUUGUAGUGUUCAUUUUGCAAAGCAUAUUUAAUUUUCUUCUGUGGUAAAAGUAUAUGCAGUAAACAGCUGUUAUUAUAAGAAUUAGCAAGAAAAUGGCAACGAUACUUGAAAAUACUGAAAUGUACAGAUUAUCCUUUCAUUUUAUAUUAAUUUUAGCAUUAUGUUGGACCAGGAUGUUUUUCCAUAUUCAGAGAUUGGUCAGUCUACCUUAUGGCAUGGUGGGAUGCUUAGAGUUAAAUUCUAUAUAAUCAACAUUGACUUUGAACUGAACUACUGUGUAAUCAAACAAGAUUUUUAAAUAAUUUCUUGCAAUGUGUAUUUGCCCAACUAAGCAUAUGUGAUAUGUUAGCAUUGUAAGUCACUCCCAUAAUUUAUGUUUAUUGCUGUAACUUACAUGAUAAAACUACCCUUUGAGAUGUUGUUUUUGUUUAUAUACUGUUGAGGUCAUAAGUCUGAUUACCCCCUUGUCUUAUAAGUUCACACAGCCCUUGCAGAAUUUCUCUCUCUCUCUCUCUCUCUAUAAGUUUACAUUGGCUUAUUAUAUAUUGUGUUGCCCUCUUUAGCAUCAAUGAAUGUUUGCACCUUUUGUAAUAGUGUAUGAGUCUGUCAGUUGUCCUAAAAGCUGCAUGUCAACAUCAUCUAGCCACUGUUGGGAAGGACUCAAAUGUGCAGAAGGAGUAAGGAAUCCAAAAAAACAUGAAGUAGCUGGAGGAUUUUUAUUAAAAAAAAUUUUUUAAGAACAGUUUAUCACUGAUAAUCAUGGAAGCAACACACCAUAUUAAGUAUCAAGGGGGAUAAUUUGUGCAAGUUUAUUAUGUUGUCUUGUGGAAUAUAUGUAAAUAUCUGUUAUGUCAAAUAGCUUCUUUGGGGCAGUACUAAAUAAAAACAAAAUGUACUU